Messenger RNA from Heterotrigona itama, 2964 nucleotides. The record is from the annotation of a GenBank genome assembly. NCBI's taxonomy places the organism in Eukaryota, Metazoa, Arthropoda, Insecta, Hymenoptera, Apidae.
AAAAAAAAAAAAAAAACUAAUUUAACGGUGUAAAUUUUUAAACUUUUCCAGUUUUUCCCUCAUAAUUAGCUUUGCUUCUGUUAGACUCUAUUUUGCCUAUAAAAUAAACGUAUAAAAAAAAUCACAAAUUCUACUAAUUGGAUCGAACAAUUUUACAUCGGAAUUAUAAAAGAUGUAAUAAAGUUUUUGUAAUAAUAUUAUGUUUCCACGCGAUUGAUUUGCAAGUAUAUUUCGAAUACUAUAUAUUUCAAACGUAUUCCUGGUCAAAUUUGGACGAUCGUCUAUGCGUGAAUAUUCCGUCGUGUUAGCUACAGUAUAGUCUAUGGCAAACAGAAUUUACUUCAAAACUUGUUUCUAUUCAAGUGCCAUUCACGAAAGCGCAUGUAUAUAGUUGCUGCGAGUUGCACAUGCCAGAUUGAAUAGAGUGUUAAAUGAACAUAACAAGACGAAUGAACUGAUAUAAACGAUCGUGCCGUCUUUAUUGACACGAUUCGUAACAAUUCAAUGAAACGGACCCGUACAUCAAAAAAUAAUCAGUUUCAUUGCGUAAAAAUGUCCUCGGAAUCUUCCUUGAGCGAUGUGCCAACUGUCGUGUCAAGAUUGCACAAUUUACGUUUAGGCCAAGAAGACGGUGAUGGUGAACCUCAACAAAAUGUAAAUCUCGUCACGUCUGGCGAUUCUUCCCAAGAAUCUGUACGAAAUACUCAACCUAUUGGCAAUGUUAUCCUUUCACGUGCCAGGCGUGCGCUUAAUUUCAUUUGCGAUGAAGAUCAACCAACUUCAUCGACAGCAAGAGUUGGAGAAUCCUCGUCUUCGAAUGUUGAUAAUAGGCCUCCGACAAAUGUAGCAAAUACGUUGCAUUUGGAAGGAAGAUCUCAAGAUACAGCUACCUUGGAGAACACAUCUACGAAUGGUCAAGCAACAGUAGCUUACAAUUGGCAGGGUACAAAAGCAACAAUGCGUGAGAGAAUUGUUUUUCUGUUCAAUAAUGAAAUAUUGUCGGAUGUAAGCUUUAUAGUAGGAAGGGGAGCUCAAAAGCAGCGUAUACCAGCCCAUAAACUAGUCUUAUCCUCUGGAAGUGCCGUUUUCGAUGCAAUGUUUAAUGGAACACUUGCGACAGCUUCUUCAGAAAUAGAAGUACCUGAUGUAGAACCUGCUGCUUUCUUGGCAGUGCUUCUUUUUUUAUAUACAGAUGAAAUACAGAUAGAUCCUGAAACUGUGAUGACUACGUUAUAUACCGCUAAGAAAUAUGCAGUGUCUGCUUUAGAGAAGCACUGCGUGGAUUAUUUGAAAAACAAUUUAACCAGUGAUAAUGCAUUCUUGCUUUUAACUCAAGCUCGACUUUUUGACGAGCCACAAUUAGCUGCGGUAUGUUUAGAUACUAUUGAUAGAUUUACUACGGAAGCUUUAAAUGCAGAUGGAUUUACAGAUAUUGAUAUUGAUACGCUAAAAAUUGUUUUGGAAAGAGAUACUCUUCGUGUUAGAGAAUCUAAGAUAUUCCAAGCAGUUUUAAGAUGGUCAGAAGCAGAAUGCAUAAGACAUCGUCUGCCAGUUACACCCGAAAAUCAGCGAUUUGUUUUAGGAAGUGCUUUCUCAUUAAUUCGUUUCCCUUUAAUGUCAAAGGAAGAAUUUACCGCUGGCCCAGCACAAUCUGGACUUCUUAAUUAUUCAGAGGUUCUUUCUUUAUUUUCAUAUUUUAUAUUAAAUCCCAAACCAGUGGUAGGAUUUCAAACAAUGCCACGCUGUUGUAUGACUGGUAAAGAGCAAACUGUAUGCAGAUUUCAACAUACUAAAAGUAGAUGGGGAUAUCACGGGACAAGUGACCGUAUAAGAUUUAGCGUUGAUAGACGCAUAUUUCUUAUUGGCUAUGGUGUCUAUGGUAGCAUGCAUGGUCCGGCGAUAUACGAAGUAUUAAUAGAAUUAAUACAUACUGCUUCUGGAAAAGUGAUUGCUACAAAUUCAAUAAGUUUUAGUUGCGAUGGUUCAAAAUAUACUUAUCGUUUAAUGUUUAAAGAAUUAGCAGAAAUUUUACCAAAUACGAUUUAUACUGCAUCAGCAACAUUUAAGGGUCCUUAUUCUCAUUUUGGAACGAAGGGUUUAAAAACAAUCACGGUGGAUAGUGAUUCCGGGAAUGGAAAAGUUAAGUUUGAAUUUAGUACUGAAACUGGAGAUAAUAAUGGAACCUCUACUGAUGAAGGACAAAUUCCUGAGCUUAUAUUUUAUACUUAAUAACUCAUGUACAUAAUAACGACAUUCCUUUUUAUCAGCUUUAUUGUUUUUCAAUUCUUAUUACAUUAAAUUGCGUUAUAUAACAAAUGUUAUAUGUCAAUUUCUUUGUCAAUUAUGUAUUUUAUUACAAUUGAGUGCAGUGUUUUUAAUAAUGAGCAUAUUUUCUAAGCUUUGUUUCUACUGCAAAUAGAAAGAUGUUUUAUAUCUAAUUGUGAAUAUUGAAAGUGACAUUUGUAGAUUUUAAAAGGGCCUUAUUGGGAGAAGAGACUGAUUCGUGCCACUGAUGUAAAAUUAAAGUUAAAGUAAAUGACUUAUUUUUAAUUAAUUAUCUUAAUGGUUAAUUUCUUCAAAAUGUAAGUUUGAAGAAGAUAGCCAUACAUUGAGUAAGUUACAAAUAUUAAUAUAUUUAUGACUAAGGACAAUCUAUUUUUCUAUUCAAACACUUCAAACAAUAUGUACAUGAGUGGUAUAUUUAUACAUACAAUAGUAAAGCUUUGCAUAAAGGAAUAGAUGGAUUCUUAUUGUCAUUGUUUAAGAAAUUUUUCUGUUUAGCAAUUCUUUUCUUGAGAAAUAUAUAAAAUAAUAUAAAGAAACUCAGUACUCAAAAUUGUUAAUAUUCUGCAUGAAGAAACAGUGUAAUACAGUUUAAAGUUUAACAAAUAUUUUUUAGAAAAAUUAUUAAUAAAAACAUAUAUAACUUUGGUAGAAAGUUAUAUGUAUAUAUAUAUGUAUGUA